Aspergillus candidus is the source of this 664-nucleotide messenger RNA. RefSeq lists its product as uncharacterized. The transcript has a single exon. The coding region runs from base 164 to 547 and encodes 127 amino acids. The record is from RefSeq and is a predicted model, not a curated record. NCBI's taxonomy places the organism in Eukaryota, Fungi, Ascomycota, Eurotiomycetes, Eurotiales, Aspergillaceae.
GAAAAAGCUGCAGCUUCCACGAUGUCAAUAGACAGCCAACAUAACGGUGUGAUAGUAAGCUCCUUCGGCAGGAAACAGAGCAGAUCGAGAUGAUACAUCCAAUUUCUUCCAAGCGGAACGUGGCCUGCAAGAUUUGGGACCUGAAGGGCAAUAUCUCCGACCGAUGCGAUGGGUCUUUUUUCAAGAUAGGGAUUGGAUUUCUGCUCCCUUUCGUUCCCAAGGAUGGUUCGUCAUCCGGAUAAUUUUUUUUUCGAUGUUUAUGGUGCUGUUCUUUUCGCGAGCCUCUUUGACAGCUAAAUGGAUCAAAGUAAUUGUCAUGCUGGAACAGGGGCUAGCUCCCGUCAGAAACGGAUUUUCCAGACCUACUACUGGUCACCAAUUCUUCGUGAUCUUGCCAAGAGCUGAGGGGACACUGGUGGCUGGUGUGAUGGGCUCCGCACAGCAUAAUACGAUGCACAGAGUACCCCAUCGAUUUCGUCUCUUACUCUUCGAACAAACACACGACCUAACUAAAGCGUAUCAAUGCUUUGAGGUCCAACUCUACUAGAAAUCACCCCUUGUAGCCAAUAUCCAGGACGAUUAAUCCUACGGGAAGUUGGGGGUGGGGGCAGGCGCUUGCUCCGCAAAGCAGGUACACAACUCACCCUUGCUCCGGUGUAUCCUU